AUGCAGAUCUUCGCCAAGACGCCGACGGGGGAAACCAUCACCCUCGAGGUCGAGACAAGCGACACCGUCGCCGACGUGAAGGCCAAGAUCCAGGGCAAGGAAGGCAUCUCGCCGGAGGACCAGCAGCGCCUCAUCUUCGCGGGGAAGCAGCUGGAGGAUGACCGCACACUAGCCGACUACGACGUCGUCAAGGAGUCCACGCUCCACCUCGUGCUUGGCCUCCAGGGCGGCAUGCAGAUCUUCACGAAGAUGCCGACGGGGGAAACCAUGACCCUCGAGGUCGAGAACAGCGACACCAUUGCCGACGUCAAGGCCAAGAUCCAGGGCAAAGAAGGAAUCCCACCGGACCAGCAGCGCCUCGUCUUCGCGGGGAAGCAGCUCGAGGACAGCCGCGCCCUGGCUGACUACUGCAUCGAGAAGGAGUCCACGAUUCACCUCCUGCUUCGCCUGCUCGGCGGGAUGCAGAUCUUCGCCAAGAUGCCGACGGGGGAAACCAUGACCCUCGAGGUCGAGAACAGCGACACCAUUGCCGACGUCAAGGCCAAGAUCCACGGCAAUGAAGGCAUCUCGCCGGACCAGCAGCGCCUCGUCUUCGCCGGGAAGCAGCUUGACGAUGACUGUGCCCUGGCCGACUACAGCAUCCACAAGGAGUCCACGAUUCACCUCCUGCUUCGCCUCCCCGGCGGCGGGAUGCAGAUCUUCGCGAAGAUGCCGACGGGGGAAACCAUGACCCUCGAGGUCGAGAACAGCGACACCAUCGCCGACGUCAAGGCCAAGAUCCAGGGCAAGGAAGGCAUCUCGCCGGACCAGCAGCGCCUCGUCUUCGCCGGGAAGCAGCUUGACGACGACCGUGCCCUGGCCGACUACAGCAUCCACAAGGAGUCCACGAUUCACCUCCUGCUUCGCCUCCCCGGCGGGAUGCAGAUCUUCGUGAAGACGCUGACGGGGAAGACCAUCACCCUCGAGGUCGAGAGCAGCGACACCAUCGACAACGUCAAGGCCAAGAUCCAGGACAAGGAAGGCAUCCCGCCGGACCAGCAGCGCCUCAUCUUUGCGGGGAAGCAGCUCGAUGACGGCCGCACCCUGGCCGACUACAGCAUCCAGAAGGAGUCCACGCUCCACCUCGUGCUUCGUCUCCGCGGGGGGCACUGCAUGAUCGAGCCCAACCUCAAGGCCCUCGCCCAAAAGUACAACCAGGCCAAGCUGGUCUGCCGCAAGUGCUAUUCACGCCUGCCACCCAGGGCCACCAACUGCCGCAAGAAGAAGUGUGGCAACAGCAACCAGCUGCGGGCAAAGAAGAAGUGCAGGUACUGCUGAAGAUCAAGAUCCGCGCAUCAGUUGAAUCAGUUAUCUACUUGUCUCAGCUUAUCAAAACUGUCAGGAUUUUGUAGGCAGAUGAAUCAGUUGUCUACUUGUCUCAGCUUAUCACAACUGUCCGAGUUUUUAAGUAUCUUAGUGUAGUAUUCUGCUGGAAGUUGAGCAGUGUCUCUUUUGAACACUUGGUUAUGGUUCAAUGCAUGCUGAGGACAUGAUUAUAAUAUGGUAGCUUAACUCUUUUGGCUGGAGUGAGCACUUGUCUAAUUUCUAUUUAUGCUGUUCUCUUUUGAAAU
Lolium rigidum is the source of this 1610-nucleotide messenger RNA. Its product is annotated as polyubiquitin 3-like. Gene Ontology annotation, cellular component: nucleus; cytoplasm; ribosome. The record is from RefSeq and is a predicted model, not a curated record. Gene Ontology annotation, biological process: translation; modification-dependent protein catabolic process; protein ubiquitination. Gene Ontology annotation, molecular function: ubiquitin protein ligase binding; structural constituent of ribosome; protein tag activity. The transcript has 13 exons. Lineage: Eukaryota; Viridiplantae; Streptophyta; Magnoliopsida; Poales; Poaceae. The coding region runs from base 1 to 1317 and encodes 438 amino acids.